UCCGUAGUUCUUUUCAUAAUAUCUGUGAUCAGGAAGCUCGUAGUGCGGUGGCGCACCCUGCAACUCGAAAGGCGGUGCAAAGACCUCAUGCGCUGCAUGAUAACCAGACUGCUUUUGAGUAGGGUCAUUAUCGAGGUAGGAAACGGCGGGGACUGGCGCAGAAGUUGAAGCAGCCUUGUCUUUCCAACGUUUUCGCAGGUAGAAUACCACUCACAAAAUGAUGAGUAUACCCGCGACCACGAGUCCACCCGUCAAUCCAAUCAGAGUAUUCUUGCCGAUGCCCUUGUCUUGCGUGUCUUUGAUGGUCUCUCCAUGGACGGUCUCGCACAUGAUGGAAGUGGCGCAUCAGGGUCGCUAGGCAACCCUGGCUGGAAAUUCGACAAGUGCAAGUUCCUGCCUAUGAUAGAUAAAGCUCUCCGCCAGAUGCCACAAGCAAAGUGGAUCGUUUUUGUUGAACUUGACGCGUACCUGAUGUGGACCAAACUGCUAGACUAUUUGUCACAGUUCGAUGCAGAAGCCUCGCAUUACAUCGGCAAGCAAAUGUAUAUUGGCGACAUGCUCUUUGCCCACGGCGGCUCAGGGUUCGUUCUGUCGGCACCAGCAAUGAGGAAGGUGAUUCAUCAUUGGAAAUCUCAUCUGAAAGAUUUGGACCAGUACACGAUUGAGCAAUGGGCUGGAGAUAUGGUCCUCGGGAAAGCGUUGAAGGAUGCUCAAGCAUCACUACUGUGGGCAUUUCCUCACUUCCAGGGUGAUCCGGUCUCAACGCUCGAUCACAACAUUACCAAGAUCAACAGACAACCGUGGUGCUAUCCCGCGAUUACAUACCAUCAUAUGGCAGAGAAUGAGAUCCGGUCUCUGUGAGUAUUCGAACAAGAGUGGUAUCGUAGGCGUCCGAGGAGUGCUCCUCUGAGGCAUGCCGAUGUGUUCAAGGGACACAUAUACCCUAGCCUGAGCAAGGAAAGAUCAACGUGAGGCAGUCAUUCCGUUGACACGGCCUUCAGCAAUGAGGUUUUGAAGGGCGAGGAGGCGCACAGCUCUUUCGAAGCUUGCAGAUCGGCAUGCGAAAGAAACACCCGCUGCCUGUAGUUCUCCUACCGCACUUCCAGGUGUCUUUUGUCGAAUGAAGUGCGCCUGGGCCGAGCGUCGAAAUUACAAUGCUCAGAGUAUUCCACUGCCGCUUCGAAGUGUGAAAAGAUGGAGGAGCCGGCGGCGAUGACGGGAGGUGCAGUUCGUUCUGGUUGGAAAAGUACAUGGGUACUAUGGAUCAGACGUGCGAUCAUCGGAUAGGCUGGAUCACUUAGGAAUCACUCAAAUAGAACGAACCUUGUAGUUGGCCGUGAUGUCAAGCUUCCAUGUUGGUG
Alternaria rosae is the source of this 1361-nucleotide messenger RNA. RefSeq lists its product as uncharacterized. Lineage: Eukaryota; Fungi; Ascomycota; Dothideomycetes; Pleosporales; Pleosporaceae. Gene Ontology annotation, cellular component: membrane. The coding region runs from base 313 to 861 and encodes 182 amino acids. The transcript has a single exon. The record is from RefSeq and is a predicted model, not a curated record. Gene Ontology annotation, molecular function: glycosyltransferase activity.